Racocetra persica is the source of this 581-nucleotide messenger RNA. NCBI's taxonomy places the organism in Eukaryota, Fungi, Glomeromycota, Glomeromycetes, Diversisporales, Gigasporaceae. The record is from the annotation of a GenBank genome assembly.
AUACUAUACCAGAAAGUAGUCGUAAAAAGGCUCCUUCAAAUGCCAUUGUUCAAGUUCCUUUAAAUAAAGAGAACAAUAUAGUAUAUUUUCCAUACCUAGUAAAUCCUCCAAAAGCAACUAACGUUCAAACAAGCAUAUCAGAAUGUAACAGUUAUAUGGAAGACGAAAGUGCUUUAGAGAAUUUAAUUGUCGCUGAAACUGCGAAUUUCUUAAAUCAUUUGGCAAAUGAAAAAAGGCCAGAUCCAAAAUUUUAUGCGAUAACAAGCCUAGGAACCGCACCAGGCCUAUUCGGUGCCGGUGUUUCGCCACCGGCAGAGAUUAUAAAUAAUCAAACUACUAUUAAGUCGAAAACACGUAAGAAUGUUAAUUCUUCAACAAAAACAAAAAGCAAAAAAGCUAUCAAGCUGGAGGAUAAACAAACUACAAGCAGCGACUAUGAUAUGAGUAUAGAUGAAGAUUCCAUUAAAGAUCCAGUAAAAAGUCACUUAAAAGUACCAGAAUCAAAACCAAAGAAACGAACCAUAAAGAAUAAACUUUCAGAUACGAGCAAAAUUUCUAAUAAAGAAUCGGCUUCAUUGGAG